Entrophospora candida is the source of this 896-nucleotide messenger RNA. Lineage: Eukaryota; Fungi; Glomeromycota; Glomeromycetes; Entrophosporales; Entrophosporaceae. The record is from the annotation of a GenBank genome assembly.
UCAUGGGUGAUGUGUUGCUAUUAUUUGAAAAUGAAUUAUCAAUGAUUGGUGAAUUGAUCUUGAAAUCAUUCCAAAUAUUCAGAAAUGAAGAUAUACAACAAAUCUUGGAAUAUUGUUUGAUUCAAAUCCUCAAGCCUGAAAAAGGUCUAAAAAAUUUAACUGUUUUAGAAUUCUUGUAUGAAAAACUUGAAAAUCCUGAAGAAAGUUUCCUGAAAGUAUUAAAUAAAUAUAAAAUAGGGAAUCAAUACUGUAAUUGUGAUCAUGAUUGUAGUCAUGAUUAUGGUGAUAAUACUGAUAGAUUUAUAAGAUUAUUUUCAUUGAAUUUAAGUGUUUAUUCCUGGAUAUUCAAAAAAUUUGAAUCUGACUCUAGAGUUACAUCAAGGUGUUUUGAUGAAAUUCUAUUGGCUAGAUAUUAUAUGGACUCCCAAUCAAUACUCACACGUAUUAAGAUGGAACAAGAUGAAUCAUUAAAAACCAUUUUUGAGACUUUUGAUAAACUGUGCAAACAAUCCUUCUUCUCAGAAAUUCCCUAUAAAACCUACCAUUUGAAAUAUCUGAUUAAAUUGGAUGAAUCUGUUUUGUUGAAUCAAUUUUUCUGGAAAUUUCUACCAAAAUUAUUUAAAAUUAAGAAAAACAGCAAGACUUUAAUAUUUAACACUGAGUUACAAGUUAAUUGGUAUGUAGAAUUGUCCAAAGUAAAAAGUCAUAUGGAAUAUUAUAAUGAUAAUAAUAAUUUAUUUAAAACCCAAUUUAAUCAAUUUGGUGAAAAAUUAAGUAAAAUGAAAAUUCUUAAUGAACUUCCUCCUUUUUCUAAUUGUUCGAGCAUUAACAAACGUCCAAUUGAUAGAGAAUCUAAUUUUAAACAAGCAAACAAAAAGAAAAUCAAAAUUACUUAG